AUGGCCGACCAAAAACUGUUAAUAGCUCUUGUCAGAGUGAAAGAUAAGGCAGGUAAAGAAAAUACGAUUCCUGUAGGAUUCAAAUUGGAUUCUAAUAAAAUACCGUCACAGCUUAAGGCUGGUUUGAUGCAUCCUGAUAAUCUCAUUAAAAUUACGAUUGACGGAUUUAGACCAAUUAGCUCGAUGAUUGUAUCUGUUGGUGAUGAUUCUGAAGACCUGAUGGCCUCUUUUAAGCUUUUCUGUGAUUACGUGAAGCACCUCAAGCUACCUGGAUUGACUGCAAGGAUUCAACACUUUUUAGCUUUGGAAAACAUUUUAAUCGAAAGUGUGAAAGCGAGUGGCCUGAAAGUAACCUCUAAAGGUGACUUUGAUUCUUUUCUUCAAAGAGCUGAUUACCUUGAGCGAAAAGAGAAAGACGAAAAAAGAUUUAUAAAGCCUCGACCAGUACCCAUACUGAAACAAUUGAUCUAUCGAUAAAUGACAUGAAUCAAGAAUCAGAAGCUACUCUUAGAAAAAUCGAAAUUCACAAACGAAAAUAUCAUGGUAACCAAGUGGAAACUUUGCAACAAAAACGUGAAAAGCUUAACCUUCGCUUAAAAAGUCUCCGAAAUAUCAUAGAUAAAAGUUCGACUGCUGAUUUCUUUAUUGAUGAAAUUUCACGAAUUUUUGAUCAGUUUUUUGCUCUAUUAACUAGUCAUGAAUCUGGUAUCCAAAUUUUCCGUGACUCAGUGGCAGAUCACAUUGCAACAAAUCAACAUGAAAUCAUUCCUGAAGAUUCAAAUUACACAGAGGAUAAGUAUGCUUAUUUGGAAGGUGUUCUUCCUGUAUUCACAAAAAAGUACAGAAAAGUUAUCUCAGAUUUGCCCAAGAAACUCGAAGAACGAGAAGCAACAGUCAUACUUACUAACUUUGUGAGAUUUACUUUCCCAAUCAUUGGAUACAAAAUGUGACACUCAAAGGAACCGGCUACAGAAAAUCACAGAUCUCUGUUUGGAAUCACCAGUUUCCUC
Messenger RNA from Panonychus citri (citrus red mite), 1010 nucleotides. RefSeq lists its product as uncharacterized. The transcript is spliced from 2 exons. NCBI's taxonomy places the organism in Eukaryota, Metazoa, Arthropoda, Arachnida, Trombidiformes, Tetranychidae. The record is from RefSeq and is a predicted model, not a curated record. Bases 1 to 477 code for a protein of 158 amino acids.